UAUCACGCCGUAAACCUAUUACUGUGUUUGCCUUAAAGUAUCGACUAUUAACGCUGCCCGUUGUCGAGACGUUAAUUUUGCACGCCUACCCAAGUAGCUUGUUACUUCUUUGUUUAUAACCCUUAUCUUCCGAAUAAAAGCAGUGUUAGCCACCUGCAGUCAGGGUCUCUGAUAAGUUACUUGAUUUAGACGCCGCCUAGCGCACACCAACCGAACCGUCGUCAUGCUGCGGAGGAACGUUCGCCUUAGAAAAGAAUACCUAUACAGAAAAAGUCUAGAGGGAAAGGAGCGAGCGGCGUAUGAGCGGAAACGCCUGAUUCGUAAAGCGCUUGAAGAGGGAAAGCCUAUCCCCACCGAGUUGCGGAAGGAUGAAGCGGCUUUGCGGAGGGAGGUGGAGCUGGAGGAUGACAACACGGCGGUUCCACGCAGCCACGUGGACGACGAGUAUGCCCACGCGGGUGAGACCGACCCCAAGGUGCUCAUCACCACCAGCCGCGACCCCUCCAGCCGCCUCACGCAGUUCGCAAAGGAGAUGAAGCUGGUGGUGCCCAACAGCCAGCGCAUCAACCGCGGCGGCCUCAUCCUGAGCGAGCUGGUGGAGAGCUGCCGCAACCACGACUUCACAGACAUAGUGGUGCUGCACGAGCACCGCGGGGAGCCGGACGGCAUGGUUGUGUGCCACCUGCCGUACGGCCCCACCGCCUACUUCGGCAUCUUCAACACCGUGCUGCGGCACGACAUCGGGCAGAAGAAGGAGGUUGGCACCAUCUCCGAGGCCUACCCGCACCUCAUCUGCGACAACCUGGGCUCCAAGCUGGGCCUGCGCACCGCCAACAUCCUCAAACACCUCUUCCCGGUACCCAAGGACGACUCCAAGCGCAUCGUCACCUUUGCCAACCGCAGCGACUACAUCUCCUUCCGCCACCACACCUACGCGCAGCCCAAGGGCGCUGCCAGCAUAGAGCUCAAGGAGUGCGGUCCCCGCUUCGAGCUGAAGCUCUACCAGAUCAAGCUGGGUACCAUGGACCAGUCGCACGCGGAGGACGAGUGGGUGCUGCGGGCGUACACGCGGAGCACCAAGAAGGCC
Messenger RNA from Astrephomene gubernaculifera, 1087 nucleotides. Lineage: Eukaryota; Viridiplantae; Chlorophyta; Chlorophyceae; Chlamydomonadales; Astrephomenaceae. The record is from the annotation of a GenBank genome assembly.